Messenger RNA from Osmia bicornis bicornis, 1902 nucleotides. RefSeq lists its product as uncharacterized. The coding region runs from base 1 to 1902 and encodes 633 amino acids. The transcript has 6 exons. NCBI's taxonomy places the organism in Eukaryota, Metazoa, Arthropoda, Insecta, Hymenoptera, Megachilidae. The record is from RefSeq and is a predicted model, not a curated record.
AUGUCCACGGAACCACUCGCAGUCACCGUUCAAGCACACGUGCUUACAAAGGUGACCACUUGCUUGCCAUCAGAACCACCAUCUCAGCCAACGCAGCCAUCGCACUUGGAGAAAUUGAACCUCGCAGAUCCUCAAUUUCUCGUCUCAAGACCGGUGGACAUCAUUCUCGGAGCGGACGCAUACGGGCAAGUCAUCAAGCCAAAUAUUAUUCGGAACAUGUCAUCACCGUUGAUCGCUCAACUCUCGAUUUUCGACGAGCAAGAGUGCGAAGAUCAUUUCAAGACCACGCAUUCAAGAGACUCCGCUGGAAGAUACAUUGUGCGAUUGCCGCUCAAAAUUCAUCCUCGAGCACUUGGCAAUUCUUAUCAGACCGCGCACAGUUGCCUUCAACGGACUCUCAGACGAUUCAGCAAGGACGCCCAGUACAAUCAGCUGUACACCAAGUUCAUGCUCGAGUAUGAGCAACUUGGUCAUAUGUUGGGCAGCACCACCACCGCAUUGCGUGUGGUUUUCAAUGGCUCCAGUCCAACUUCAUCAGGAUACUCGCUGAACGAUCUUCUACAUACUGGUCCAAAUCUGAUGCUGAAUAUCGCAGAUCUUCUCAUUUGGAUACGAAGAUACAAACAUCUGUUUGCAACUGACGUCACGAAGAUGUACCGACAAAUUAAGGUGCAUCCAGAUGACUGGAGCUUGCAGCAGAUACUCUGGCUUGAUGACACGCAGAAAGAAACGCAGUACCAGCUGACCACGGUCACGUACGGAACGAAAGCUGCACCGUACUUGGCUGUCCGAACACUCUUGCAACUCGCUGAUGACGAAGGGUCGAAAUAUCCCCUUGCCGUGGAACCCAUCAAAAAUGGCAGGUAUGUCGAUGACAUUUUUGGUGGCGCAGACACCGCAGAACAUCUACAGGACGUUGCAAAUCAGCUAACGCAGUUGUGUCAAGCGGGUGGAUUUCCACUCGCAAAAUGGCAUUCCACAAGCAAAUCGUUGCUAGAAGACCUCGCGCCAGAACAGACCAACGCAGCAAUUUCAUUCGACGACUGCGCAACCAAAAUUCUCGGAAUCAAAUGGAUUCCACAUCAGGACACGCUCAACUUUUCGACCAUAUCAGCCACGCAGCGCACGCAAUUUACAAAACGCCUCAUUCUCUCCGAAGUAGCUCAACUCUUUGAUCCACUCGGUUUUGUUGCACCUGUAAUUAUCAGAGCUAAAAUUCUUAUUCAAGAGCUUUGGUUACAGGAACUCAGUUGGGACGACAUUCUGCCACUUCACAUCACUCAACGAUGGUUAUGCAUCAGGGAAGAUUUAACCAGCUUGGCCAAGCUUUCCAUCCCUCGAUGGUUCAACACCACGACCACGUCUACAGUUGAACUUCAUGGCUUCGCUGAUGCAUCAGUCCUCGCGAUGGCAGCCGUCGUCUAUCUCGUCGUACACGCACCGUCCACGGGUACCCAAGCUUCUCUCGUCUGCUCGAAAACGCGAGUGACACCACUCAAACGUCUAACCAUCCCGAGACUACUCAGAAUCACCGCUCUUUGCCUCAAAUUCGUGGACAAGCUGUUCAAACGAAAGGACGCUUUGCCCACGCAUUCUAUCUCAGCAGCUGAUAUGGAAAGGGCCAGAAUCUACUGGAUUCAGGCCACGCAGUCCGCAUUCUUCAAAGACGAACUCGCUGCAUUCGCCAAGGGAACAACGCUUCCAACCACUCAUCCAUUCACGAGGCUCACCGCGUACCUCGACCAUCAGGGAAUCGCCAGGCUGUUCAUCUGGAAGUUGUCACCGAUUACUCAGCCGACGCGUUCAUCGCAGUAUAUCGCAGAUUCGCAGCAAGAAGAGGAACUGCAGCCUCUCUCUACUCAGAUUGCGGUACCAACUUCCAAGGAGCAGACGCACAAUUGA